UCUCAAUUUCCAAACCUAGAAAUAAUUCUCAUUUCAAAAUCCCCAAAUUUUCACUCUUUCGCGUCAAUUUUCUUCCCUUUUCUCAAAUCUUAUUUCUCUUCAUUCCGUUAAUUUCUGGAAAUUUCGGUUUUUGUUUUAUAUAGGAAUUGGGAAUUCAAUCACAGUGACAAAGGUUGAAUAGGUUCUGGCAAUGCCAUUGGUGAAUUCUGUGAUAUAGAAAAAGCAUAAUAAUGUCUUGGGCUGCUCCUGAAGAUCUCUACCUUUCUACUUCACUUGCUAGUUAUCUUGAUAAGAAACUUCUUAUAUUGCUACGAGAUGGUAGAAAGCUCAUGGGGACACUUCGCUCUUUUGAUCAAUUUGCUAACGCUGUUCUUGAGGGUGCCUGUGAGAGGGUAAUUGUUGGUGAUCUAUAUUGUGACAUCCCUCUCGGUCUUUAUGUAAUCCGUGGAGAAAAUGUUGUUCUAAUUGGUGAGAUGGAUGUGGAGAGGGAGGAACUUCCCCCUCAUAUGACCCGUGUUCCUACAGAAGAAAUCAGGAGGGCACAGAAAGUAGAAAGGGAUGCUUCAGAACUAAAAGGGACUAUGAGAAAAAGAAUGGAAUUCCUUGACUUGGACUAGUGAUUAACUCUCCACACUCGCUCAUCCGCAAAUAUUACAGCGGCUCUUCUCCAAGUUAUUUUAUUUUGUUCUUCUGUGAUAUUGUUGAUUUUCAUGGGAGGGAUGAAAACAUUGUUGAAAUUUCUUGUGUAACAUAAUACUAUUAUUAUUCCUUUGCUUUCUUUUCUUGUCAAAAGAAAGAAAAAGUAUGUCAAUUAUAUUAUCUCAUUUUACUGCAUGAUUUCAGUCCAUAACUGACAUUUUGAA
Medicago truncatula (barrel medic) is the source of this 863-nucleotide messenger RNA. RefSeq names its product sm-like protein LSM1B. Gene Ontology annotation, molecular function: mRNA binding. Bases 231 to 617 code for a protein of 128 amino acids. NCBI's taxonomy places the organism in Eukaryota, Viridiplantae, Streptophyta, Magnoliopsida, Fabales, Fabaceae. Gene Ontology annotation, cellular component: Lsm1-7-Pat1 complex; P-body. The record is from RefSeq and is a predicted model, not a curated record. The transcript has 5 exons. Gene Ontology annotation, biological process: deadenylation-dependent decapping of nuclear-transcribed mRNA.